AUGGCAACCAAUUACACCAGUGUUGGCCAGUGGGAAGCGGAGCUAAAGAUAGGUGAUGUUAUAGGGCCGGAUGCAAAAGAGCUCUUGGAGAUUUAUUCUGGAAUCUGUCCCACUGAAGUUGAUCACCAGGUGGCAAAAGCGAAACAAGGCUGGGAAAUCACACAUUACCCAUGUUUCCGGCUGGUCACCUUCCUCGAUCUAGAACUGUCGCAGUCACUUGUGUACGCGAGAUUCGUCAAUACAAUUAAGCAAGGAGCGUUGUUCAUAGACCUAGGCUGCGGACUCGGUCAGGAUAUCAGGCGACUAGCACAUGACGGUGCACCACCCGAAAACCUGGUAGGGUUGGACCUUCGCAAAGAGGCUGUCGAAUUAGGGUACGACUUGUUUAUGGACGGUGACACAUUGAAGGCAAGGUUUAUUGUGCAAGACUUCUUACAGGACACACCGCUGUUACGAGAAAUGAUAGGCAAUAUCGAAAUCAUCAAUUCCGGCCUUUUCAUGCAUCUUUGGGACUGGGCUGGACAAGUCCGGAUCGGUCGGAGAAUGGUUGAAUUGCUGACCCAUCAAGGCUGUUUAAUUACAGGUGUGCAUUUUGGAGGUCAAGAUUCUGGUAUUAACAAGACUGAAGACUGGAUUGAGAGAUUUGUUCAUAAUGAGAUGUCUUUUCGACAGAUCUGGAUAGAUAUCGAGACACUGACAAGAGCUCGCUGCAGCUUGGCUCUCAAAGUACAGGAAGAUAAUCGAUACAUAAUGUCUGACCAGCCAACAUUUCGCCUGCAAUGGGUUAUUGAAGUCCAGAAAUAA
Molecule: messenger RNA, 804 nt
Organism: Aspergillus pseudonomiae
Lineage: Eukaryota; Fungi; Ascomycota; Eurotiomycetes; Eurotiales; Aspergillaceae
Exons: 2
Coding region: 1-804 (267 amino acids)
Source: RefSeq, a predicted model, not a curated record